Molecule: messenger RNA, 800 nt
Organism: Hibiscus syriacus
Lineage: Eukaryota; Viridiplantae; Streptophyta; Magnoliopsida; Malvales; Malvaceae
Product: dual specificity protein phosphatase 1-like
Exons: 6
Coding region: 130-672 (180 amino acids)
Biological process (GO): negative regulation of MAPK cascade; protein dephosphorylation
Cellular component (GO): cytoplasm
Molecular function (GO): protein tyrosine/threonine phosphatase activity; MAP kinase tyrosine/serine/threonine phosphatase activity
Source: RefSeq, a predicted model, not a curated record
UGGAUUUUCUUGGCGGAAUUUCUCCCAUUUCCAUAUUUUCUUCCUUCGAACUAUUUCCUCUGAAUUGGCAGGGGAUUCACAUCUUUACAGGAGAGAGAUAUAAAGGAGAUUUUAUCUAUUUUUCUCGCAAUGAGUCACGUUGAAGAUUCUAUGCGAAAUCAAAUAGCAGCUCUUUUGCGAGUUAUAAAUUUCACAAAAGCUUUCAAAGAAGACACCGUACCAAGCGUAAUUGAAGAGGGUCUCUUUUUGGGUUCUAUCGCAGCUGCUAAUAAUGUGGAUGCACUUAAACGUUUAAAUAUAACUCAUAUCUUAACUGUGGCUAGCUCCCUGCAGCCUGCGAAUACUGAUGACUUUGUGUACAAAGUUAUACCAGUCUUAGACAAAGAAGACACAGACAUAAGUCAGUAUUUUGAUGAAUGCUUCAAUUUCAUUGAUGAAGCAAGAAGACAAGGCGGUGGUGUAUUGGUUCACUGCUUUGUUGGAAAAUCAAGAAGUGUGACCGUUGUUCUUGCUUAUUUAAUGAAAAAGCAUGGUAUGAGCUUAUCAGAGGCCUUGGAACAUGUGAGGAGCAAACGACCCUUGGCAGCUCCUAAUCCUGGUUUCAUCCAGCAAUUGAAAGAGUUCGAAAAAUCUCUACAAGCCAACAAAGAACAAAUGAAAGCUAACGAAUGAAGAAAAGCUGCUUUCGCCUUGUAGAGAAUCACUCAGUUGGGCAAAGGUAUUGAUAUGAUGAAACAUACUAUAUAGAUUGGAUAUGUCUGCUGCUCCCAUUGGCAUCAAGGAAGAGUCUCCUUUCCAUC